AUGAAUACCAGACGUCGUAGUACCCGAACAAAGACUGGAACUACCCAAACAAAGACUGAAAAAAGUAAAGCUGCUGAACACAAAACCGAAGAUACGAAUGUAUGGUGGGGAGUGGUCAAUGGUCCAAUGAAAAGCUAUCUUACAGUGAUAGGAGAUGGAUUGGAUGUUCCAAAGAACGUAUAUGAGGAUUUGAAACUGACAAUAGAUGACAUCGAGUUUUUAAGCGAUGAAACGCGACAAGUAUACCUCCCAGAAACGAAAGAUCCGGUUACGAUAAACAUAGUUCCAUCUAAUUGCAGCUCUGCUGAUCUACCUCAAUUUUCGUCAUUAAGGCUAUCUUCUUACAUUUCAAAUCACACUGGUAUGAUUAUAAACGUCGGCUUCUCUAUAUGGGGCUUACAAUGGUGUCCUUCGCUACCUACCAGAUCGCCACAAUACCUUGCUGUCGGUGGAUACAAGUCAACGACUGACGAGCAUCGAGAGAUUGGGAUUAAACAGACGACGAAUAUGCAGAACGUUAUUCAAAUUUGGAGAAUUGACUGCAGAGACGAGAAAGAAAUUAAUGGGGAAGAGAGAGAUUUACCGUAUUUGGAUAUGGUUAUUUGUCACGAUUAUGGCUGUGUUUAUGACUUGAAGUGGUGUCCUUAUGGUGCGUGUGAGUUGGUAGAUAAUGAUAUUGAAGAGAAUGACGGUGAUAAUACCAAGACGCACAUCAAAAGGUUGGGAAUACUUGCUGGAUGUUUUGGAGAUGGAACAGUGAGAUUUUUUGUAAUUCCUUCACCGGAUGAUAUUCGACGCCGACUGGGAAAGAAUGAUGCAGAAACUUUGUACAUCAAGUUUAAGCAGGAAGUAAUUAAACUAUCCCUUCCGGGCAUAUUAUGUUGGACGCUUGAAUGGGGUGGUCAUGAGAAGGUCGCCGUUGGCUGUACAAAUGGCUAUAUUGCGACAUGGAAUAUGUACGACAUAUUUUCAAAGCGAAAUCAACAGCAAUCCAUCUCGAAUUCAAAUUUACUCUGUCCAACUCGCUACGUCUGGUCACACGAUUCUAGCGUUCGCCAAGUUUUAUGGAACUCACACUUCAACCCUACGCAUAUUCUAUCUUGUGGGCACGACGGGAAAGUGCAGAUAUUCGAUGAACGCGACCCAUGCAUGAAAUACGACCUUCGGCAUUUACGGACUGUUAUGAUGAGUGUUGCUUGGUCUAAUCGUUAUGACGGAUUGAUGUUUCCUGAUCAAGAGUAUGGGGUCAGGUUUGUGAGGACGGACGAUUUCGCCAAGACUAUGAGAGUUUUGCAACACCGACAGUGUAUUUGGUCUAUCGGCGUGUCGCUGUUUCAUCCGUUUGUCGCCAGUUGUGGAACCGACGGUCUUGUUACAAUGACCAAUAUAUUUCCGCUGAAGAGCAAUUGGAAGAAACCGAAAGAAGUCAUUUUAUAUCGUUUAUCUUACAACAGUGAAAGCAGAUCCUUUACCAUAUGGGAUAAUAUUAUUCCACGGAACGAGACCAAACUUGGACGCAAUGAAUCUCUGUAUAAUUAUUUGUUUCCACCGGAAAUUUCCAUUCAAAAGCUGCAAUGGAACCCUAAUAUCACAACGGGAACAUGGAUUGCAUCAGGAGGAGCGGCGGGUUUGUUACGCGUUGAAUGUGCAGACAAAAAUGAAGAAUGA
Molecule: messenger RNA, 1668 nt
Organism: Paraglomus occultum
Lineage: Eukaryota; Fungi; Glomeromycota; Glomeromycetes; Paraglomerales; Paraglomeraceae
Source: the annotation of a GenBank genome assembly